AUGGCCACUUGGGCAUAUCCCCCACUGCCUGCAGAGCAGAUCACCCGGGAAGCGGAUGCUGCGCUGGCCCAUGAGCUAGAGUGGCUGCUGCAGUCACUGCAGGAUUCGCUUGCUUCAUUAAAGGAAGGUCUCCAGGAAUGUGCCGCCCUCAUAGCUCCCCAGGAACCAGGGUCAACCCUGGUGUUGUCCUCGGUACGGUCGGAGCAUGUGAAGGGCUUUGUGACUAGAGUCGGCACCAAGGUGGUCAAGGGCGAUAUUCAAUUGCGCCUCGCAUCACUUCCGCCCACCCGGGGAGCGCCCAGCACCAGGCUGAAUUUGUCGCAAUCCCCCGAAGCCCCCGAGAUGGUGCUUCGCCAGCUCGUAUCAGUCCGUGACCUCGUGGCUCAGAGUCUGGAUAUUGUAGAUGUUAGCACGUGGACCGGUGACCCUCUCAAUGCCGGGUUCAUCUUCAGUCAACUGCAUCUGCUACUCGAGACCAUCAGCGAAGCGCGGCAAAUGCUCAAAGGUGAAGGAGAAGAAACUCGUGGCAAAUGGUGGGAAACAAGUGCCACUGAACACAUGUUCGACCCUCCUCUUCCACCCCAUCUAUCUUUUCAUCUCUCAAUCACAGACUCGGCUCUAGUGCUUGUCCUGCGAACGCUAGAGUCCACUUCGCUCAACCACACGCCGACUGCGUUCUCUUCGGAUAUCUCCUUGACUGGAUUCUCCAUCCGAGAUCGCCUAUUUGGCUCGCGCGCGCCUACGCACGACGAAUCUGGAAUCUCAUUCCAGUGGCAAGGCGAAGAGGUGCGUGUGAAGGAAAAGGUGCGUGUCGAAAGCCAAGAUCCCAGUCUUAUGGCCGUCAUGGCGAAACUCUCAGCCCUUGAGCAUGAGGUGAUGAGAUGUGUGGAUGCAUUGAAAAUUCUCAUGGGCAACGAGGACACUGAAAGUGAGACGUGA
Molecule: messenger RNA, 939 nt
Organism: Penicillium brevicompactum
Lineage: Eukaryota; Fungi; Ascomycota; Eurotiomycetes; Eurotiales; Aspergillaceae
Exons: 4
Coding region: 1-939 (312 amino acids)
Cellular component (GO): RAVE complex
Source: RefSeq, a predicted model, not a curated record